AGUCACUGGACGAUAGUCAGGCUGCAUUCAACGUGCAAUCUCCGAGAACUUGUGCUUGCAAAAUUAUUUACCAAAUAUAUAUACCCGAUAUAUAUACAGUUGUAUGUUCAAAGACACAACGCAAUUAGCGAUUAAUAGAUGCGCACACGGCGUAUGCGUAAUUUAAGUGAAUCCAAGUAAAAGUGCGCGUGUUUUUAAAUAAUUAACAAUUUUAAAUAGUAAACUAUCCCAUUGAAAAAAAAAACAUAAUCAUACAUAGCGUAAGCCUCUUUAACUUUAUUACAAAUUAAUCGUGCUAUUAAUCAAUUAACCAAGGCAUCUCGUUGAGUACAGUUGCCACCAGAAAAACAAAACAACUCAAUCAACCCCAAAAACCAGAACGAACAAAGGCGAGCUGUACCGAGCCAAAAAAAAUCUCUAAUCAAAUUAUCCGCAUUAUCUGCAAUCGAGUCGACCAAGCCGAGGAAAACUUUCAACCAGAACCCAUCCAUCAAGCAACUUCCCUUCACCGAAAGCAAUCGCAGCUGUCUGAAUCUGCAAAAGGAUGAAGGCAAAUCAAGCUGAGUCCGGGCGCAGUAACUACGAUCGACGGCAUUGAGGAUCUCGGAUCUCGAGGUGGAGGAGCGAUCUCGAUCUCGAGGUGGAGCGAGGAGCGGAGGAGGAGUGGAGGAGUGCAGCUGGGGGAGGAGUCCUGGUUACAACACUACAUGGAUCGCAGAAAUGGCGGCGAUCCCUUGGCGCCACCCCGGCCCCCGAAGUUAUUACCGCGCGUGCAUCGACCAAGGGCGCCGGAGCCGACGUUAAGUGGUGUCGACCAUAACGCAGGAGCAACUGCAUCCGCACUAGCAUCAGGAGCAUCAUCUGCAGCACCCGUAGCAAUCCAUAACAACAAUUCACAGCAGCAACUUAGUAUUAGCGCCGCCGCGAGCAACAACAAUACGAUAUCGAUAAUACCCGCAUCGCCGGACUUCGACGACUACCAGAUCCACCACCUGACCUUCCUGCCCCAGCGACCCAGCAGUCUGAGCCGGAACAGCAGUACGGCAUCAUCGACUACGGCGACGGGCAUUAGUGUCUCCGGUUCGGGAUCUGUUUCGGGUUCGUCGUCCAGCUUCACGAGACGUCGACCGCCGGCACCUGUACCGCUGAACAACAGCAUCAGCAACAACAACAACAACAGCAUCAACAACAACUUCCUUAGUCAUUUCCAAAGCGCUGAGCCGGCGAGCAACGCUCUGGGCCAGCCGCCCGCCUCCCCCGUCACGCUGGCGCAACCGCGACCCGAAUCCGAAAGGCUAACCAAUGAGUAUGUGGACACGCCGCUGCAACAUGCGACGCGCUCGCAGCAUCCGGCUGGCCAGCAGGAUAAUGGCCAGACGACCACCCACCACCUGUUGCUGCUGCCCCAGCGGAAUCAGCACCUGCACCUGCAACAACACCAGCAGCACCUGCAACAGCAACAGCAGCAGCAGCAACAGCAGCAGCAGCAGCAGCAUCUGCAGCACCAGCAAAACCAGCAACAUGCGCGACUGGCGACGACGACGCAGGCGACGUCCGUUGGAAGCGACCACACCGAUGGCUUACUACAUUCGCACCUGCAAAAUAGCACCACUAAACCACCCGCCUCGAAGCAGCCGGCACCGCCCAGACUGGGAAUGGGCCUGGGUUUGGGAUUGGGUCUCGGUCUGAACCAGCCCAUCAUCACCAAGCAGCCGACACCCGCCACGCAAAAGGAGCGCAUGCACGCGCUGGAGGAGCUGCUGCAACCAGGCGGAGCCGGCGGCAACGGAGGACCCCUGGUGAUGGCCGGCGAUCCCAGCCUGCUGAAUCCCAUCGUCUGUCCGCGAUGCGGUCGCUGUCGCUGCGAGCAGUGCCAGAGCCCCAGGCCACUGCCCCAGACGUGGGUGUGCAACAAGACGUGUCUGUGCAGCGCGGAGUCGGUCAUCGACUAUGCCUCCUGCUUGUGCUGCGCCAAGGCGCUGUUCUAUCACUGCGCCCGGGACAACGACCUGGACUGCGAUGAUGGCAACGGCACACCCUGCGUGGAUAAUCCCUGCUCCUGCGGCCCCUACAAGCGCACCCAGAGAUGGGGCUGGCUGGGAGCACUGUCGAUCUUCCUGCCCUGCCUGUGGUUCUACUGGCCCAUGCGGGGCUGCAUGAAGCUAUGCGAGAAAUGCUACGGCAGGUUCGCCGGUCGGGGAUGCCGCUGUCAGGGCAUCGGCGGAGGAGGGGCAGGUUCCGGAGGCGGAGUCGGUAGCAUUGGAUCCACCAGCAGCAUGCUGCCCAUAGUGCCGCUUGGGGUGAAUGGCAGUGGGCUGGGUGGCGGCGUGAGCCUCUCCGGCGGCGUGACGGAUGGUGGACUCAACCAAGCCAAUGGCAAGGCCAUGGAUCAUGGAUGCAGUGCCGCCAGGAGCAUACUGCGAAAGGGUGACCUCACCCCGGAGAAGCGGCUCCUGGACUCCAGUCCCGACUACUAAGGGUCCAUUCCAUGUGUCCGGUUUUUUACCCGAGCAAAAAGCCUAAGGCACAAAUGGGAUGCUGGAUCGUGGACAUAUACACCCAUAUAUAUACGGAAAAUAUUUAAUAUAUGAUUUAAAAGGAUAUAUAAAAAAAGAGGAAAGAAAGAAAGAAAGAAAAAUUAAAUAACCAAAGACUGCAAACAGAUAAUUAUUAAUUAUUAGAAAUGUUAUUUAAAAAAUAAUUUUUUGCUUAAAACAAAUCGAGUGGCGACGAGUGGAAAACAAAACUGACGAAACGAAAGCGAUUAGGAAUUAUUUUUCGAACGAUUUUUUUGUAUUAUUUGAUUUUGUUUUACUUGCUUAAUUAACUCUUCAGUUCAACGUUCAAUUUCUAAGUCAAAUUCUUACUUUAUAAACAUAACUAUAAUAGUUGUAUGCAAAUAAUUCCAAUGAAUUUUCCACAAAUGUAAAGUAAACGGGGCGAAAGUUUUUAUUAUUUUCAUAUACAAAACUGAAAAAAACUGAACAAUUUGGGGCAAGCGUAACAAAACACCAUAUUAUAUAUACCUAUAUACACACACGGGAGAACUUUUAGAGAAAUAUUCAAUGGCGUAAAUUAGUCAAAUAUUAUAUAUACCAAGUCCAGUCCAUUUUUGAUGUUGUAGAAAGAACAGAAACAAAAACCGAAAACUGAAAACUGAAAAUUACACAAAAAUAUUUUAGAACUUUACGAAUUUAAAUCUUAAAAUUGAUAUGUGUAUGUGUGUGUAUGUUGAGGGCGACGAACUUUUCGAUAAAUUUAGAGCAACCUAUAUAGACCAGUCUAAAUGUGCUUAGAAACCGAUAUAGAUGUACUGCAAACCAAAAGUCAGUUAGUUUACUUUACCAACUACGAAGCCGGAACAAAUCUGAGGAGCGAAAAUAUGGGAUAACGAAAUCGAUUGCUUAUGAACUUAUUUUAUAGUUGAAGAUCGAUUGGUGGGUUCGUAGUGUUUCCAGCCAGAAGCCCCAAAAAUGUGAGCAAGAUUGUAUAUAUGAUGAAAUUUUUAAGCGAAAUGCGAGAUACAAAAUGCAAGCAAAUUCCAAAUAAUAGAAAAACAAAAAACAACAAAGCAAAACUUAAGUGUAACGAUAAACCCACAUGUAAAUGCAGCAAAAUACAAACAAACAAAUAAACAUUUUUUGUAUAGAAUAUCCAUAUGAAAUAUGACAACAAAAACAGUGGCAAAUUAGCAACUUAAAACAAAUUUAUACACGUAAAAGCAAGAAGCAAGCGAAAAAAUUAAAUUAAAGAUUAAUGUUAAACACUAAAACACAUUACUAUAUGCUAUAUAUGUAAUCUGUAUAUGUACUAUAUAUAACUAUAUAUAUAUACGCCUAGAUAUACACACUGAAAACUAUGCUUAAAACUCCUAACUUCUAAAAAAAAAACGCAACAAAAAAGGAAAAAAGAAAAACCCCAAAAAACAAACUAAAAGCUGGAAAAACUCCUUAAAGCCUAGCCGUUAAUGAAAAUUCAAGAAGCGCAGACCUACAACAAAAACAGAAAAAAUUAUACACGCAUAAAGAUAAAGAUAACGAUAAAGAUAAAUAUUAAUAUUUAAGGCACUCUAUACAUACAAAAGCUAUGCAUAAUGAAUAUUUAUUUUAUUUGUACAUUUCAUUAUAAUAAAAUAAACUGAGUAGAAAGUGGACGCGUUGAGUAGGACGAGUAUGUGGGGUUUUCACUACGAUGCCCUGGAGAACCAGAAGAACUUUAUGUAAUGUUUUUAGAAUGUAUGUUCCGUUGAAAACUACAAAAUAAAAAAAAUCAUAUAAUAC
Messenger RNA from Drosophila melanogaster (fruit fly), 4280 nucleotides. It is a transcript of the gene sty, whose product is annotated as sprouty. The transcript is spliced from 2 exons. The record is from RefSeq and is marked reviewed. Gene Ontology annotation, biological process: regulation of signal transduction. The coding region runs from base 708 to 2477 and encodes 589 amino acids. Gene Ontology annotation, cellular component: plasma membrane; membrane. Lineage: Eukaryota; Metazoa; Arthropoda; Insecta; Diptera; Drosophilidae.